Messenger RNA from Solea solea (common sole), 2730 nucleotides. Its product is annotated as mucin-2-like. The record is from RefSeq and is a predicted model, not a curated record. The transcript has 4 exons. Lineage: Eukaryota; Metazoa; Chordata; Actinopteri; Pleuronectiformes; Soleidae. The annotation marks the transcript as partial.
ACUACCACUGCUCCAACCACAACAACUACUGCUCCAACCACAACUACUGCUCCAACCACAACUACUGCACCGACCACAACAACUACUGCAUCAACCACGACAACUACUGCCCCAACUACAACAACCACUGCCCCAACUACAACAACCACUGCACCAACCACAACCACUACUUCUCCAACCACAACUACUACUUCUCCAACCACAACUACUACUGUUCCAACGACAACUACUGCACCAACCACUGCAACUACUACCCCAACAACAACUACUGCUCUAACCACAACUACUGCAGCAACCACUACAACUACUACUUCAACUACAACAACUACUGCACCAACCACUACAACCACUGCACCAACCACAACAACUACUGCUCCAACCACAACUAUUCCCCCAACCACAACAACUACUGCCCCAACCACAACAACUACUGCCCCAACCACAACAACUACUGCAACAACCCCAACUACUGCACCAACCACCACAACUACUGCACCAACCACAACUACUACUGCCCCAACCACAACUACAAUUACUGCUCCAACCACAACUACUGCACCGACCACAACAACUACUGUCCCAACCACAACCACUGCUCCAACCACAACUACUGCACCGACCACAACAACUACUACACCAACCAUGACAACUACUGCCCCAACCACGACAACUACUGCCCCAACCACAACUAGUACUGCACCGACCACAACAACUACUGCCCCAACCACAACUACUACUGCUCCAAUCACAACAACUACGGCCCCAACUACAACUACUCCUGCACCAACCACAACAACUACUGCCCCAACCACAACAACUACUGCCCCAACCACAACUACUACUGCCCCAACCACAACUACUACUGCUCCAACCACAACAACUACAACUACUACUGCACCAACCACUACAGCGACUGCUCCAACCACUACAACUACUGCCCAAACUACAACAACCACUGCCCCAACUACAACAACCACUGCACCAACCACAACUACUACUGCUCCAACCACAACUACAACUACUACUUCAACUACAACAACUACUGCACCAACCACUACAACCACUGCACCAACCACAACAACUACUGCUCCAACCACAACUACUGCUCCAACCACAACUACUGCACCGACCACAACAACUACUGCAUCAACCACGACAACUACUGCUCCAACCACUACUACUGCUCAAACCACAACAACUACUACCCCAACCACAACUACUACUGCUCCAACCACAACUACUGCCCCAACCACAACAACUACUGCCCCAACCACAACAACUACUGCAACAACCACAACAACUGCACCGACCACAACAACUACUGUCCCAACCACAACUACUGCUCCAACCACAACUACUGCCCCAACCACGACAACUACUGCCCCAACCACAACUAGUACUGCACCAACCACAACAACUACUGCCCCAACCACAACUACUACUGCUCCAAUCACAACAACUACUGCCCCAACUACAACUACUCCUGCACCAACCACAACAACUACUGCCCCAACCACAACUUCUACUGCCCCAACCACAACUACUACUGCUCCAACCACAACAACUACAACUACUACUGCACCAACCACUACAACAACUGCUCCAACCACUACAACUACUGCCCAAACUACAACAACCACUGCCCCAACUACAACAACCACUGCACCGACCACAACUACUACUGCUCCAACCACAACUACUACUGUCCCAACCACAACUACUACUGCUCCAAUCACAACAACUACUUCCCCAACUACAACUACUACUGCACCAACCACAACAACUACUACUCCAACCACAACUACUGCUACAACCACAACUACUGCACCGACCACAACAACUACUGUCCCUACCACAACUACUGCUCCAACCACAACUACUGCACCGACCACAACAACUACUGCAUCAACCACGACAACUACUGUCCCAACCACAACUACUGCACCGACCACAACAACUACUGCCCCAACUACAACAACCACUGCCCCAACUACAACAACCACUGCACCAACCACAACUACUACUUCUCCAACCACAUCUACUACUGUUCCAACGACAACUACUACUGCUCCAAUCACAACAACUACUGCCCCAACCACAACAACUACUGCCCCAACCACAACUACUACUGCUCCAACCACAACAACUACUGCUCCAAUCACAACAACUACUGCCCCAACCACAACUACUACUGCUCCAACCACAACUACUGCUCCAGCCACAACUACUGCUCCAACCACAACUACUGCACUGACCACAACAACUACUGCAUCAACCACGACAACUACUUCCCCAACCACAACUACUACUGCACCAACCACAACAACUACUACUCCAACCUCAACUACUGCUACAACCACAACUACUGCACCGACCACAACAACUACUGUCCCUAACACAACUACUGCUCCAACCACAACAACUACAACUACUACUGCACCAACCACUACAGCGACUGCUCCAACCACUACAACUACUGCCCAAACUACAACAACCACUGCCCCAACUACAACAACCACUGCACCAACCACAACUACUACUGCUCCAACCACAACUACUACUGUUCCAACGACAACUACUGCACUAACCACUACAACUACUGCUCCAAUCACAACUACUGCCCCAACUACAACUGCACCAUCCACAACUACUGCCCCAACCACAACAACUACUGCCCCAACCACAACAACUACUGCAACAACCACAACUACUGCACCAACCACAACUACU